This is a messenger RNA of Clonostachys rhizophaga, 1101 nucleotides long. The record is from the annotation of a GenBank genome assembly. Lineage: Eukaryota; Fungi; Ascomycota; Sordariomycetes; Hypocreales; Bionectriaceae.
AUGCCUCCUCCGGCCGAGAACCCAGCACCAGCUGCGACGCCCAAUUCCCCUCCUGCACCGACCGGGACAGAAGAAGACCGACCGACGCAAUCCAACGAGCCAACACACACAGAAGACGAUCAUGCCCCAAUCGAAGCAGCCGAGACAAUCCCCGCCGACCGAGCCGGACUUACCGACGACGGCUACGAGACAGACAGAGAGAGCUCGGCAUCGACGUCGGUGACCAGCUCCAUCCGCGACUAUCAAUUCGAGAACAGCAGACGAUAUCACAAGUUCCAGGAAGGGAGGUACCAGUUCCCCAACGACGAGCCGGAGCAGGAGAGGGAGGACAUGAAGCACGCCAUGGUGAUUCACCUCUGCGACGGCAAGCUGCACUUCGCGCCCCUCGACAACCCCCAGAACAUCCUCGACAUUGGCACGGGCACGGGCAUCUGGGCUAUCGACAUGGGAGACGAGUUCCCCGAGGCCGAGAUCCUGGGCAUCGACCUCAGUCCCAUCCAGACGCCGUGGGUGCCGCCCAACGUCCGAUUCAUGGUCGACGACGCCGAAGCCGAAUGGGUCCAGCCGCCCAACUCCCUCGACUACAUCCACAUCCGACACAUGACGGCCGCCAUCCGCGACUGGCCGACGCUGCUGUCGCGCGCGUACGAGGCCCUCAAGCCGGGCGGGUGGAUCGAGCUGCAGGAGCUGUGCUUCGAGCUCAAGUGCGACGACGGCUCCCUCAAGCCUGACAACAAGCUGCAGGAGUGGCUCGGCCUGGUCCGCCAGGGGCUCAUGACGUUUGGUGUGGACAUGCUGUCGAUGCGACACAACAAACAGAGAACGAUUGAUGCUGGCUUCGUCAACGUCCAGGAGAAGGCGCUCAAGAUCCCGUUUGGCAUCUGGCCCAAGGACAAGAGGAUGAGCAUGAUUGGUUUGUACUGUAGGACCAUGAUGGUGGACGCACUCCACGGCGUGUCUAGCAAGCCCUUCCUACACGGCUUGAAGUGGACGCCGGAGCAGAUUGAGGUCUAUCUGGUUGCGGUGAGGAAGGAGUGCUAUGACUACACGCAGCAUACGCAUAUUCCUUUCACCGCCGUCACAGGGCAGAAGCCAUUGUAA